This is a messenger RNA of Colletotrichum godetiae, 666 nucleotides long. RefSeq lists its product as uncharacterized. The record is from RefSeq and is a predicted model, not a curated record. The transcript has 2 exons. Lineage: Eukaryota; Fungi; Ascomycota; Sordariomycetes; Glomerellales; Glomerellaceae. The coding region runs from base 1 to 666 and encodes 221 amino acids.
AUGGCGAUCGUACGGAUGGGAUGGAGAAGUGAAAAGAUCGCAAGUUGCAAGGGACAGGCUCGGGAAGGGCCCCCGCGCGGGCCAGAUGAGGUCCGGAGAGUUAGCCAAACCGCUAAAUGGGGCCCAAGUCCAACUUUGGUCCAGGGCAACACGGCUGAUGGAUGGUCUCCCAGUCUACAGUCUACGGAGUGUAGCCUACAGUCCAUGUACCAGAGUGGCAGAGAGGGCCAGAGCAAGGAUGGAAAGACGGGCCAUCCAGAAGACGGGGACAAGAACGAGCGAAUGAGACGCAGGCUGUACCUCGAGUCGACGUGCGACUGGAUGAUGGGCAGUGAGGGGCUCAGAUGGGGCGAACGUCUCUUGACGUGCAUAUUGCUGGUUUGGGCCCUUGGGGGUAGACUCGACGGGCCACCAUACAGUCACGACUGUCACGUUCAGUGUGGUAGAUAUCUUGGUCUUGGUCCUCGUAGACAUGGAAGACAGGGCUGGGCGCGGGAUGACAACCAUGUUCGUCACACUCAACAACCCCGCUGCCGACUCUCUGGCUGGGCUGAUUUGGGAUUCUUUGCCGUGCUUGCCUCUCAAGCCCCUUGCCUUCCAGCGGAGCAAGGUGCUCCAGCUGCUGGACGAUACGAAAGCCAUGGGAACCUUGGGAGGGGGGGCUGA